GUUAAAAAGAGAGAAAAUAUUAACGAAGUUAAAAAACUUAUCGAAACACAUACAACAGAUUAGAGAGCCGAAGGAGAUUUUGCAGAGAGAGAUGUCGCUGGUGGAUUACGCGUCUUCUUCAGAUGAAGAAAACGAAGAAAAACAACGAGUCAAUCCGCCCCCAACUCAAAACAAGCCAACUCGCCCUCCUCCAACUCAAAGAACGGGUCCCUCAGUAAGUCAGCAAGCAGAAACUUCUUCUGGACAAGGAGGAAGUUCUUUACCGAAACUACCUAGUGCUUCACUUGUCUUGAAUUCCCCUCUCACAUUACCCGGCAGAAUGAAUAGUGACCACUCUUCUAAAGUUGAAGCAGCUAGGGCUGAAAAUGCAGCACGCAAGCGAGAGUCGAACUUAUCUUCCACGGACCGUCUUAGUAAAGUUCCGAAAGGAAAUUUGAUCCAUUCAAGGAAUCGUCCAGAUACGGCUAGUGGUCUUUUACGUCCACCUCAACUUGGUGGGAGGAGCAACGUUGUUACAGAAGAUAUAAGCAAGCUAUUUGUAAAAAAACCUUCGGAUCCCAAGUCUAACUAGAUCCUCACAGUGAUAGUUUCCUUAUCUGCCGGGCACUUGCAAUAUGGCAGGCGAUGGAAUAGCUGAAUUUUAAGGUGUACCAAAAGGGUUUUUAAUUAAAUGACCACUUGUUCUUUGUAUAACUAGAGCCGCAUUUAGUCAUUUCUCCCUGUGUUCCAUGGAGAUUUUGAGGACAAUGUAUCUAGCCUAAAUUUUCGUAUUAUAUACAAUUAUUCGUAAAUUGUGUUCA
Daucus carota subsp. sativus is the source of this 800-nucleotide messenger RNA. RefSeq lists its product as uncharacterized. Bases 92 to 571 code for a protein of 159 amino acids. The record is from RefSeq and is a predicted model, not a curated record. The transcript has 3 exons. NCBI's taxonomy places the organism in Eukaryota, Viridiplantae, Streptophyta, Magnoliopsida, Apiales, Apiaceae.